UAUCAAUAAAGCAUCAACAACAAUGCUCCAGAAUCCAGCCAGGGUCCCUCGACCAACAAAACCAAUCAUUCAUUUCUACGCUUUAAUCUAAACACAAUACGCGUAUAUUGAAAUCGAAAGACCCGUUUCUAUAUUAUUUUUCCUAUCCGAUCAUCUCUGUAUAUGUUCAUCUCUCUCACUCCCAAUCUGAUCUUUUCGAAGUUCCCAAAGCUAUGGAAAAUGAAGCGACCCAGGAUUUGUUACCGCAAAACAGGCCAAACCCCGGCUACGCAACUCAGGAAGGACUCGAACUGAAGAGUUUCAGAUUGGGUCUCCGCUGGUUUUGCUUAGAUCAAUCGAGUUUAUGGAAACUUAGUCUCUCAUGGUCUAUCUUCUUCGUGCUUGCCGUCGGAUCUCCUAUAAUUUCGCACUUUCUGCUUUUGUGCUCGGAUUGUGAUAAGCAGCAUCAAAGACCCUACGAUGCGUUGGUACAGUUAUCUCUUUCGUCUUUCGCGGCGAUUUCUUUUGUGAGUUUGUCUUAUUGGGCUCGGAAAUAUGGGAUCAGGAAGUUCCUGUUCUUGGAUAAACUGUGUGAUGUCAGCGAUAAGGUUCGACGAGGAUACGCAGAGGAGCUUCAGAAAUCAAUGAAACUCCUCGGUGUAUUUGUUCUCCCUUGUUUUGCUCUUGAGAGUGCAUACAGAAUUUGGUGGUACGCGACGGGACCGAGCCAAAUUCCCUACUUGGGCAACAUGAUAGUGAGCGACACCAUUGCGUGUGCAUUGCAGCUGAUGUCAUGGCUUUAUCGAACAUCCAUUUUCAUCCUAGCCUGCAUCUUUUACCAACUUACAUGCCAUCUGCAAAUACUCCGGCUGGAAGACUUUGCUCAAGUUUUUCAAAAGGAAACUGAAGUGAGUUCAAUCUUGGCUGAACACCUCAGGAUAAGAAGAAAUCUCCGGAUCAUAAGCCACCGAUUUCGCUUGUUUCUUUUGUUAUCACUGCUCUUGGUCACUGCAAGUCAGUUCUUUGCUUUGCUUUUGACAACUCGAACAACUACCUCUGUCAAUAUCUACGAGGUUGGAGAACUUGCGUUAUGCUCCAUAAGUCUGGUGACCGGAUUAUUCAUCUGCUUGCGGAGUGCAACAAAGAUCACUCAUAGAGCACAGGCUAUUACAGGCCUUGCUUCCAAGUGGCAUGUCUGUGCCACAAUUAACACUUUUGACGAUGCUGAAAACGAGACUCCGACAAAUCAGAUCACUUCUCCCCGAAUGUAUCCAGCAGAGGAUGAUUGGGAAUCAGAUGAAGAAGAUGGAAGUGAUGAUCUGGACAACACGAAGCUUGUACCCGUCUUUGCACACACAAUCUCUUUCCAAAAGAGACAGGCUUUAGUGAAUUAUCUAGAGCACAACAGAGCUGGAAUCACAGUGUUCGGUUUCAUGGUAGACAGAACUGGAAUCCACACUAUAUUCGGAAUCGAACUAGCUUUACUGCUUUGGCUGCUCAAUAAGACAAUAGUAAAUCUGACAUGAAUACCCAAUAGAGAGCUCAUCUCGACAGCAUGGGUGCUAGCAAUCUGCAUAAGUAUAAUGCCGUAAGCUGUGAGAAGGUGAUUGAAUCAUCACCUUUGCUGGGAUCAAAGAAGCAUAGUAUAGAAAA
This is a messenger RNA of Hibiscus syriacus, 1632 nucleotides long. RefSeq lists its product as uncharacterized. The coding region runs from base 213 to 1505 and encodes 430 amino acids. NCBI's taxonomy places the organism in Eukaryota, Viridiplantae, Streptophyta, Magnoliopsida, Malvales, Malvaceae. The transcript is spliced from 5 exons. The record is from RefSeq and is a predicted model, not a curated record.